Dreissena polymorpha is the source of this 23899-nucleotide messenger RNA. RefSeq lists its product as uncharacterized. Gene Ontology annotation, molecular function: 3-oxoacyl-[acyl-carrier-protein] synthase activity; fatty acid synthase activity; phosphopantetheine binding. Lineage: Eukaryota; Metazoa; Mollusca; Bivalvia; Myida; Dreissenidae. The record is from RefSeq and is a predicted model, not a curated record. The coding region runs from base 132 to 17351 and encodes 5739 amino acids. Gene Ontology annotation, biological process: fatty acid biosynthetic process. The transcript has 2 exons.
GGUGAUAUUACAAAGCUUUGUGAUAGACUGCGCAUUUGUAUCGAAUCUAGAAGUGCGGUGGUCGAGUUAACCAUUUAUAUUAAAAAAGACAAUAUAAUUGAUUAUUCCUGCUCAUCAGAUUAUAAUUCACAAUGGCGAGCCACGAUUUCCCAGUGGCUGUCAUUGGAAUGGCGGUCAAGCUUCCGGGAGCAAACAACUGCAGUGAAUUCUGGGAUCUGAUGGUCAAUCAAGAGGACACCGUAUCUACGUUCCCCGAGGAAAGAGCUGCAGAUAUUGAACACAUCCUUCCAACGUUUAAAGGUCAGUUUGUCGAUGAUUCUAAUCCCUUCUUCACGGGUUCCUUUUUUCAAUCAGUAGACCAUUUUGAUGCCGAUCUGUUUGGCGUCAACCCGAAGGAAGCUAUGUUCAUCGAACCGGAACAGAGAAUAUUUCUGGAGACAGUCUGGGACUUACUGGAAGAUGCCGGUUACGCUUCUAAGAUUAGAAACUCUAACACAGGGGUAUACGUAGGAAACACUGUUAACAAAUACAAAUACAUUCUGACAGAAAACCACCCUAGUAUCUCCCAUGGGAACCACAGUCCCUUCAUCUCGUCUAGGGUAUCCUACACAUUUAACCUCAGUGGGCCAGCUAUGAUGGUUGCGACUGGCUGCUCUUCUUCCCUACUUUCUGUCCAUCUGGCUUGUCAGGGACUGCUGUCCGGAGACUGCGAUAUGGCCAUCGCUGGUGGUAUUACCCUUGACCUUUUACCUAUCAGUCUGAAGACGGAUAUAUGGAACCAACUAGGAAUAACGUCGCCAAAUGCUAAAUGUCGGGCGUUUGAUGCUAAGGCUAAAGGAAUAGCGAAGGCGGAAGGAUGUGGAGUAGUUCUAUUAAAGCCAUUAGAAAAGGCGAUUGCUGACGGUGACAAUAUAUACGGAGUGCUUGAAGCUACAACUGCAAACCAAGACGGACAUUCCCAGGGAAUUACGGCGCCCCAUCCAGGAGCACAAUCCAACAUGCUAAUAAAAGCCUGGGAGCUUGCGUCCAUAACGCCAGAUGCACUUGGGUACAUAGAAGCACAUGGAACUGGGACAGAACUCGGAGAUCCCAUCGAAAUAAUGGGAAUAACGAAAGCUUACCAAAAGAUGGCGAAGAAGACGACUGCCAAGAACGAAAAAAUACCGAUUGGAUCUGUAAAGGCGAAUAUUGGACAUCUUGCAGAUGGCGCUGCGGGCGUGGUAUCCCUGAUCAAAGUACUUUUAUGCCUGAACAAAAACUGCAUUCCACCGGUCGCAAACUUCUCAACUCCUAACCCACAUAUUAACUGGGAACGAGCGCCCGUAGUGGUAAAUGAGAAACUUAGAGGAUGGGCAAGUAAGGGAUCCCAGUUACGUUACGGUGGCGUUAGUGCCUUUGGUCUUCUUGGGACAAACGUACACGCUGUCGUCAAAGAAUACAAACCAAAACCGACUGUUUAUCACCCCAUGACCUCGAAUACACCACAAUUACUAUGCCUUGCGGCAAAGUCGAGGAAAAGCUUAGAGGUAUUUGUCACAAGUAUAUUGAAGUACCUUCAAGAAAAUAUUGACAUGUCACAUGAACAUUUUUGCAGACUGUGUUUCACCCUGAACACCGGAAGAGAACAGCGGACAUUUCAAAACCGUUUGGCUAUAGUUUCAAAUAACUCAUCAGACCUGAUAAAAGCACUUCAAACCAAUACGUUUGCGUCCACAAGCAAGAGGUUAGACGAUAAGAGUAUAUUUGUUAGGCCAACAACAGAACAAUCUGACACUAUUGACACAUUUUUAAAUGGAAAUGUAAUAGAUUGGAAAGUAUACUAUGCAAACAUGAGUGAUGCUUUGAAAAUACCCAUCGGAAUGCUUCCAACAUAUGCAUUUGAGAAGAUAAGGUACUGGCCAGAUGUUUCCCAAACUUUAAACAAGCAAUAUUUGAUACUUGAACACCAGAUACUAAUCGAUAACGAAAACCAUGCUGAAGUCGACCAAACACAAACCGACAAAGAUAUGCAGGACAUAACCAACGAAAAUGUUAAAGAUACAUACAAUAUUCUGAGUAAAGCUUUCGACAAAGCUUUGGGCAAUCAUUACGACUGGGUGGAGGAAGGAGAAACAAACCUUUUCGACCUCGGGGUCGAUUCUCUAGUGUUUACUCAUUUAAAAAUGCACUUGGGGCAAGUCCUCGACAACUCAGCGAUCAUGUUUACGCAGGCAGACCUUCACUCCCGACCAACGUUUAACGGAAUCUGCAGAUUCCUUAAAGACAAGUUGGAUACUAAUAACCAGUCGAGACUAGCAGAUUUAUCAACAGGCGCAAACCAUGUCGCAAGCGAUGACGAAAUUAACGAAUGUUAUGGUCAAAAUGAAAACAUUCGACUUUCAUAUUCUCAAAGACGACUGUGGGUCAUAGAAAAGAUGGAUAAAGCAGGAAGUACAUAUAAUGCAACAAACUGCUUGAAGAUUACUGGAGAUUUGGAUGUUGAUGCUUUCAAACGAUCUGUGAAUACUGCAUUGGGAAGGCAUGAUGCAUUUUUUAUGACUGUUCAAGAAAUUAAUUCGGAGCCCCACAUUGUGUACAACUGGGACAGUGUAGUAGAAGUGGACGAGAUAGACUUAACUUCCUCGUUCGGAAACCCUGAAGACGCAGUAAUGCUUAGUUAUGAGACAGACUACAAAGUCUCAUUUAAUCUAUCUGAAGGACCUCUGGUGAGAGUUAAACUGUAUAGACUCGGAAGCAACCAGUAUAUAUUUACAAUGGUGAUACAUCACAUCAUCUUCGAUGGGUGGUCACAUUUUGUCUUGUACAAUGAAAUAUGGGACAACUACAGGCAAUGCCUUAAAGGUCAAACGUUGGAAACGGAGAUGCAUUUGCCAAUGGCGUGCACAUUUUCCAAACAGGAAUAUGACGAAUCCUUAUCUCAACGUUCGAGGAUAAAUAAGGAUGUCCUCUACUGGAUACAUAAACUUGCUUCUCCACUUCCACUCACAACGUUCCCCGGUGAUCGAAAAAGGCCAGACACCUUUACCUUCGAAGGAGGUAGAUUAACCCGAUUCAUCGACAUGAAUGUAUUCAAGAAACUUCAUAGUUGCGUACAAGAACCUCAUACUAUGUUCCAUUCCAUACUAGCUUCCGUGUUUGUUUUACUUCAAUACUUCAACCCAACACAAAGCGACUUUGUCGUAGGAAUACCAGUCACCGGGAGGCAGGUGAUCGAAAUGCGCGGUGUGAUUGGCUGUUUCAUAAACACCCUUGUUAUUCGGGUAUCCUCUGACAAAACCAAAUCGUUUUCAGAAAUCCUACAAUCGGUUGUAAAGAAUUGUCUCGAGGCUCAAGAACACCAGUUGGCGCCAUUCGAUCACAUCGUCAGCAAACUUAGGCUCCCAAGAAAUACAAGCAUCACGCCUGUUUUUAGCGUCAACGUUUGUUUUCACAACGAGGAAUUGAAGCAUGGUUACAUUAAACCACCAAACAGUCUGGGUAUUGAAAGAAAACUUCUACACAAUGGCACAUCGAAAUGGGAUGUUCAGUUCGACUUUUUAGAAGAAGAUGAUAAAAUGAGAUUUACAUUGGAGUAUUACAAGGGCAUUUUCUCCGAAAGCUAUGCUGAACUUGUAGCAGACAUGCUUCUUCAAACUAUAGAGAUUGCGACUGAGACACCAUAUGUUCCUCUCACAAACACUCAUAUAGGUGAAUCAUCUAUAAUGGUUGGGCCAAAGGUUUGUCUAGGUAAUCAUUCUUUAUCGGAUGUCCUUAUUGAGAGCAUGGAUAUGUAUCCAGAGUCAGUGAUACAGGACCAAACUGGUGCAUUGCACACAUACAAAACACUGAAAAGGGAUUCGAUUCAAAUAUCAAACUUUCUCAUAAGCACAUGUGGAUUACGCAAGGGUGAUCAUGUUGGAUUGCUAUUCGAGAACUCGUAUGAAGGCUUACGAGUGAUAGUAGCAUGCUUAAUAACUGGGAUCAUCUAUGUACCGCUAAAUCCAGACAAUCCAAAAGCAAGAUUGGAACAAAUCGUCCGAAGCUCAAAAAUCAAACUGAUUUGUUUUUCAAAAUACGCGAUUGCCAUGGCGAGCUAUCUCCAAUGGUCGUGCGAAGAAAUGGGAAGCAUUUUCUGCAUCGAUGGUAAGGAUCUUAAGAAAGCUACCGAAACCUAUGAAAAUCCUUUAAUGGACAAAGAGCUGUGGAACUGCGUCGCAGAGGAAUCAACGACUGACAUUGAAGGUGGUGGAUGGAAAAGUUCAUUCACUGGAGAACACAUGACGAAGGAAGAAAUGAAAGACUACGUCAAUAAUGUAGUCAGGAAACUUGAGAAACAUGUCGACCCCGAUUCUACAGUCUUAGAAAUCGGUUGCGCAUCUGGAUUGACCACUAAGGCCCUUUGCUCAAAGGUUAAGACGUAUGUUGCGACUGAUAUAUCGGAGACAAUGGUAGGAAAGCUUCGAGAACAAAGCCUUGAACACGUGACAACAUUUUGCGUUCCUGCACAUGAGAUCGGAAAUGCAUUCAAGGACAACAAAUUUGAUUUGAUUAUCCUCAACAGCGUCGUUCAUUGUUUUCCGGGAUAUAAUUACCUCAGGAAAGUGCUUCAAGAAUCUGCGAAGUUGCUGACACCUAAGGGAAAGAUUUUCGUAGGGGAUGUAAUGGAUUUGAAAAAGCGAGACGACCUGGAAUUUGCAUUGAAGUCCUUUAAGGCAGCGAAUCAAAAAUAUAGGACAAAAACGGAUUUAAGUUCCGAAUUGUUUGUAUCAAGAGAAUUCUUUGAAAACGUUGAUGACACUUUACCAACUGUAGUCGUUUCAGCUAAAUACGGAACUGUGGAAAAUGAACUGACCAAAUACAGAUAUGAUGUUCUUUUAACAAAGGAAGUCAAAUUUGUAUCGGGACAGCACUCCAUAAAAAAACAAAUAUUGUCUGUGAACGACGUUGAUUUCGUUAAGGAUGAACCACAUGAUGUUCCAAACGUAAAUCUAGAUGACGAUGCAUACGUCCUCUUCACAUCAGGCACUACCGGUACUCCAAAAGGUGUUCGAAUUAGCCAGAAAGCUCUGCUGAAUUAUUGUACAUGGGCGGCGUCGGCAUAUUGCCUGAACCCAGAGUCUAAGAUACCUUUGUUUUCACCCCUUACCUUCGAUUUCACGGUGACCAGUAUUAUACCACCUCUACUGAAAGGAUCAACCAUUGAGAUAUUCAAACCAUUUGCAGAUUCAUAUGAAGACAUAGCCAAAUCCACCUCACUGACAGUGGCAAAGUUUUCCCCGCUACAGCUGGAAAGUAUUCUUGCAUCAGCAUCAAUGCCUCUGCCCAUUGACACGUACAUUAUUGGGGGCGAGGAAGUAACGUACGCACUAUUAAAGAAGCUUAUGGACAACAAGCAAGGCGCGCCGUUCAAGGUUUGGAAUGAAUACGGGCCCACAGAAGCAACAGUUGGAUGCGUUGUACAGUGUAUUGACAGCACAGAAAUAAUGGAACUUGAAGACGAAAACAUUCCUAUUGGACAGCCAAUCAACAAUGUGACUGUAGCUGUUGUGGAGGGUGGCAAGCCUGUUCCACUAGGUACGAAGGGAUUCUUGGCUAUUGGUGGACCAUGCCUGACAAACGGCUUUCUCAAUUCAAUGAAAGAAACUAGAGAAUCUUUUACAACAUCUUGUUGGGGUCAAGAUGGGUCUUUAAUGCUCACAACAACAGAUAUUGUAGAGUGCAAUCCUGGCAAAGAACGAAUGUUUUACUUCGGUCGGGACACCACCAGCAUUACAAAGAUAAAUGAAAUGAGGGUUGAUAUAUCUGAAGUUCAAUCAGCAAUUCGAAAAGUUGCUUUUGUUGAAGAGGCAUGGGUAUUUCCAUUUGAGUUGGAUGGAUCCGUAUUUUUAGGAGCUGCCACCAAACUUGUAAAACAUGCAAACUAUACUGAUGAAGAUUUGAAAAGUAUUAUCACCAAAGACCUUACGCAGACACUGCCGAUAUAUUGUAUACCAAAUGUAUUUGUGCAGCUUAACGAACCCCCGACAAACAAGAAUGGAAAGACAGAUGUAAAUGCUCUAAAGGCUCUCUUUAUUUGUGGCAUGGAGAAGUCAAAAGAACCUGAAGAUUGUCUGCCUAAUGACACAGAACGUAAAGUACAGAAAAUAUGGCAAGAAAUACUCCCAAUAAAAAGAUUACCGGGCUUGACCGAAGAUUUCUUCUUUGAACUGUCUGGUGAUUCACUUCAAGCGAUCCAUCUCGUAAGGAAGCUACGGAAUGCAGGAUUUAAUCUCACGGUUAACGAUAUUUUUAAAAAGCCAACAAUAAAAGCCUUAUGCAGAUCUCUUUCUGAGAUCAACACUGAAAGAAUCAAACCGAAAGAGACAUAUGCUACUUACGAACCAUUCCGACCAACACCUAUCGCGGAGAGAUACAUGCUUACAAAAAAAGAGUCGGAUAGAUUCGCUGUACCCGCAUUAUUAGAAUUCAGAAAACCAGUGAAACUCGAAUUCAUACAAAAAGCCCUACAAGCCGUUAUGGUCAAACACAACAGUUUGUCGUCCAGGUUCUUCGUUGAGAAUGACCACGUGUUUCAACAAUACGUUGAUGUUGGUGACAAACCGUCUGUCAUUGAAGCCACACUGUCCAAAGAUUUUAAAAGAUUCGUCGAAGAUCCAAUAUUUCAAAAGACAUGUGAUGAUUUAGAACAUCAGCUUGACAUUGACAAGGGGAACCUUUUGAAUGCAGCCGUUUUUCGAUCUGACGGUAUAAACUACUGUUUGAUCGUGAUUCAUCACAUUACCGUUGACAUUGUUUCUUGGCAGCAACUUUUAGAAGAUCUCAUUCUGGCUUUGGAACAAGUCAAUACAGGCAAACUGCCAUUAUUAUCGAAUGCCUCCACCCCUUUUCACAGAUAUUGUGCAGAACUUUGGCAAGAAGGGAAUGGCUGUCCAAAAGAAGAAAUAGAUUAUUGGACAGCGGUUACAGAAACAUAUAAACAUGAUAAUUUAUUUCAACAAGAGACAAAAGAUUCGCUUUACAUUUCCGCGAAAUGGGAAAGUCAAUCGAUAGAUGCUGAAACUGUGCGGCACUUGUCUAUAGCAAUAGGAAGCACAGAUGAGUCCGUUAUUCUUACGGCUUUUGGCCAGUCGUUUGCAAACCUCGAAGGAACAUCGUUAACUGUCUGUCUCGAAAGUCACGGCCGCCAAAUACAUCUUGAUUCCACGGACACAGUUGGAUGGUGCACGAGCAUGUUUCCUUUUACUAUAAACGCAAAGGCCGGUGAUGAUUUCAUUGUCGCCGCAAGAAAAGUGCAAGAUGACAUCAAACAAAUUCCAUUGCAUGGAUUGCGAUAUGGACCAGCUGUCGGCGUUGGUAAGGUCGAGUCCGCAUUGCCGAAAACUAUGUUUGUAUUUCAAGGAUCGCUGGAUGCAUCGUCAAAGGUGGAGUUUCAAGCCGGUGAUGCCUCAUUCAAAUACCUGCCGUGGGUCGAGGUACUGACACAUGAUCUUGAGCAUGGUCAUUACCAUAGAGAUGACAAUGACAUUUUGGACUUCCCUUUGGAGGUGAUAUGUUGGUUUCAUAGCGACAACCUAAGAAUCGGGUCUCUAUUCGAUAGUAAGAAGAUACCAAGCGAAUGGGUUCAGAGGUUGUUGCAGACCAUGAAAAUUACUAUUUUGGAAGAGAGCCGAAAAUUGAAUUCAACUACUGCAAAAUGUGAAUUGUCUAUAGAACCUGUUAUUCAUAACCAGUCUGCACAAACUGAAGUUCAAGCUCAGAAGAAAGACAGCACUUUGAAGAAAUCCAGAUCGGUCCAAGUUCUGUCAAAUAUUAUGAUAGACCCUGAAACACUUUCACUCAUGAAAGCCAUUCUAGCUGGCCAACGUCUCGAAAAUACGGAAAUCGUACUCAAAGAUCCAUCAGAUUUCUAUCAUUCCCUACUGCAGGAGAAACCGGCAAUGUAUUUUCUUACAUUUGUUUUAAUACGGUGCACCAAUAGCAGACAAACAGAUGAAAUACAAGAGGCAUUGAAGAUUUUUUCAAAGCAAAAUGAAGGAACUGAUGACAGAUUGGUCAUUCUAAGCUUGGAAAACAUUCCGCAUUCCAUUUCGUUGAACGUCGACAAAAUAUCAAGUUCUGAAGUUCUAACUGUACAUUUUGAAAAAGGAGAGUGUGAUAUCAAUUCUGGUGAAGAUUUCAAUAUACCUUUAACAAGACAAGGGUAUGUACGCUUAGCUCUUGCCAUGGCGAGAACAGUAACUGCCUGUUUGAAGCCGUCUGAUGCGAAAGUUAUAUGUGUAGAUGGUGAUUAUACACUAUGGGACGGCGAGUGUGCCAACAAUGAUGUGAGAAUAACGGAGGCAAAUUUAUAUUUUCAGAGUUUUCUGCUUCAAAAGAUGCAUGAAGGGUUUUUGCUUGUGUUGCUUAGCAAAAACAGGCAACAGGAUGUGUUAGCCAUACUUGAGAACAAAGAAAUGGUGCUUAAACAAGAUCAUUUUGUUCAUUUAGCCAUCAAUUGGGAACAAAAACACGAAAAUAUACGAUAUGUUUCUAAGGUACUAGAUCUCAAUUUACAAUCAUUCGUCUUUAUAGACGACAGUGUCGCUGAAUGCGAACAUAUGCUGCGAGUUCAUCCACAAGUAAAAACGCUUCGAAUUCCAACCGAGCAAAGUCUCGUUAAAGCCUUUACAUCAUCACUGUGGAUCUUUGACAAGAUUGACAUUACGAGUGAAGCGACAAACAGGACUGAUUUGUACAGAAGUGAAGUAUCUAGACUAGCCGGGAACGUGUUACCAAGGUCAAAUGAAGAAGCAACGAACGAAACAUUUGAUUUGACGUCACUUUUUGAAAGAUGGGGCAUGAAAAUGCAGAUCUGGAAGACAUGUAUACGAGAUUUAAAAACAUAUCCUGAAGUCUCAAAACGAGUCGCAGAACUCCUUUACAGAACUAAUCAGUUUAAGCUGAAUGAUAGUCAUGUCAGGCUUGAGGACUUUAGGGACGACUCGGAAUGCCUAGUGGUGUCUUUAAAAGACGAAUAUGGUAACUAUGGCAUCAUUGCAGUCAUUAUAUUUGGGAAGGUUGCGUCCAUUGAAACUAUUAAGCAAUGGGUUAUGAGCUGCCGAGCUCUUGGUCGAAAGAUCGAGGAAAGAUUGUUGUAUGAAAUAAUUCACAACACAAUCAGGAGCAAGAAAAAGGUUUGUCUCCAAUUUGAAAGGACUGAGAAAAAUAUCCCGAUGCAAAACUUCCUCAAUCAGUUUACUAACUACCUAGAAAUUACCACAGGGGCUUUGGUUUUGGAAGAAGAAAUGGUCUGCACUACCAAAAGAAUAUUGAAUCUGCAUCAGGUAAGCAUCACUUCUGAUCCAUCAUCCCUGCUCCUUCCUAAAAGCCAAAGCAAUGACGGCGUUGGACAAUCUCACAGGUCGGUUAUAUCCGCCAACAUUAGUAUUCUCAAAGAUUUCAGUAGAUGGUUGCGAUUCCAGUUAUCACCCGAACAUAUGGAUCACAUCUCCAAAAACAGCAUAUUACCCUCUUUCUUACUUGAUGAAAACCGUGUCAUACUGGAAGAGAGCUGCACAAAUAUUACCAAUGCUGCAAAAACGGUUGAACAACUAUGGAUGGAAAUUCUAAAAACGAAAGAAACACCGAGCAGUCUCGACAAUUUUGUGAAACAAGGUGGAAAUUCAUUUCAAGCCGUAUUUCUCAUUUCCGAAAUCCUAGCACAUUUUGGCAUCAAAGUUGAGCUGAUUGACAUACUAACAAAGUCAUAUUCCUGGCUCAAUAAACACAUCCAAAAUAGGGAUUUGAAUAAGCAAACAGACAAAAAGGCAAAACUCGACUCAGGUGAGAUAGAAUUGUCGCAAGCACAAAAGAGAAUGUGGAUGUUACAGAGCUCUUCUGAAAGCUCUACAGCAUACACGGAAACAAUUGCACUGCAGAUAGAAACAGAUAAAUCACUAGAUGAAAUUGUAUCACACCUGACCAGGAAGCAUCCUAUUCUUCUUGCAAGAAUAGAUGCGUCUGCAAGUUGUUUGCAUAUUGUUGAUUCCAUAGCCAGUUUAAGUGAACGAAAAUUCAAAAACUUUGAUGACCUUAUGAGCUACAUAUCACUAGGUAAGCCAGUAUUUGACAAAGCAGAGGAACCUUUGACUAAAUUUAUGGAAAUGAAAUGCGGGGCUAUGAAGGUAUUUGUCAUGCACGUCCACCAUUUACUUGUUGACGACAUUACACUCCAAAAUAUCAAGAUAUCAGUGAGGCGUUUGAUUAAAACUCCAACUCUUUCUUCAAGAAAGAAUAUUCAACAAAGUGUACAAUUGAAUUCACGUGACAUGUUGGAAGAUUGCGUAAGGAAAGAAAAAGAUUAUAUGCGAUCUGCUGCUUUUGAAAAUGACCGAGCAUUUUGGGAACGGCGGUUCGCAAUCUGUCCAGAAGAAACAUCAUUUGGUUUAAAACCAACGGAAGACAUAGUCGAGUUUGUUCCCCAACUUGCAAAAGUAUCAGCCGUCAGUAUUUCAAGUGAGGCCGUUGGACAAAUACAGCACAUGUGUCAUGAAUAUGGGGUUACAGAAUUCCAAUACAUACUUGCAUGUUUUCUUCUUGUUGCACAGCGGUACACUGCAAAGGAAGAAUUACUGCUUGCUGUACCUAUUUCAAACAGGAUCUCUGAUAGUAUAGAAAAAGACGGACUGUUUGUUAAUACAGUCUUAUUUCGUUACAAAAUGCCAAUGGAGAAAACCCUAAGAGAACACAUUAAGAGCGUUGCUGAAGAAUGGAUGGAUUCAUUUUCUCACUCCAGAUAUCCUGUCAACUACGUGGGCCAUGCCAUCUGGCAAAAACAUGGAAUAAGCAUAUCAUCAGUGUGCAAUGUGAUGUUCAACUUUGCAACAUUUGAGAUAGAAGAUGACGAAGUGUAUGUCAAACCUAUACAUGCAAAGAUGCCCUUCAGCUUGGAUGUAGUAAAAGAUAAAACGGGAUUGAGGCUGGUCUGUGAAUAUGCAGAGCAAUUGAUCCAAGGAUACACUGUUGACAAUAUCCUCCGCGCACUCGUGAAUGUUCUCGGUAACGGACAAGCCAAUGAAGAGCUGAAUCUGAAAGACAUUGAGUUUCUUGCAGACGACGAAGUGAAAACAUUGGGUUCAUUUUCAGCUUCGAGGGUUGAGGCUGAGAGAAGUCCUCAUGUAUUCAAAAUGUUUUCAGAAAAUGCUAAAUCAUCACCAGAGGCCACAGCUCUGAGUUUCAAAGGAACCAAAACUUCAUACAGGGAAUUGAUGGACCUUGUAAAUGCAAUUGCUGUACGAAUAUUGCAAACAAUUGAUGCGCAUGAGUUACAGCAGAAGCCUACACUUAUUUACAUGAGCAAAACUGAAAAGGCCAUUGCAGCAAUAUUGGCAGUUUGGAAAAUAGGCGGAUACUUUAUGCCUUUAUCAACAAUGUACGUUUCAAAUAUUCGGGAUGUCAUCGAAUCAGUCAGACCGUGUGCUGUCUUGGUAGAUGAAAAUGUGGAUAAAAAUGUUGAUAGUAUGCAAAACUGCAAUAUCAUCAACGUCAAUGAUGUACAAAUCGACUCACUUAUUGAAUCGGACACAUUGCCAACAAUGCAAUUGGAUCCUGACCAGCCGGCAUACAUGAUUAGAACAUCAGGGUCGACAGGAACACCAAAGAAUAUACGUAUUAGCCAUAAAGGGCUUGCUAUUGUUGCAUCAGCCUGGAGAUGUGAGUACAAAAUGUCCCAAUUUCAUGUCAGUUUGCUUCAGUGGGCGCCCAUGUCGUUUGACGUUUUUAUUGGAGACAUUGUCAGAGGACUUUGUUGUACAGCAGGGAAUGUAGUUGUUUGCCCGGAUAGUAUGCGUCUUGACACCGAAUAUAUCAUUUCACUCAUAGUCCAAGAAAAAAUAUCAAUCGCAGAGGUGACUCCACAGUUUGGUAUAAUGCUGACUCAAAGGGCAAAGAACAAAGAAUUGGAUUCGCUGAAAAUUUUCAUAUUGGGAUCUGAUAUCCUUCAAAAAGAAGUAUACAAUAAAGUGAAAGGUAAACUUAGUCCUCACCAAAGACUUUUAAACAGCUAUGGAAUGACAGAAGCUGCUAUUGAUUCUUCGUUUUUCGAAGGCAACACAAUUCCACAGACACGUGGUGGAGUAAUACCAAUUGGUAAACCAUUGCCAGGAGUAGUUCUUAAAGUGCUUGAUCCAAUCACAUUACGACCAUGUCCUGUUGGAGUAGUGGGAGAGCUUUAUAUUGGUGGUGAUGUCGUAGGAUCAGGUGAAGUUAACAUUUUAGAGAUGGGAAAUGAAGAAAGAUUUUUGAAGACCGGCGACUCUGCAUGUUGGUUGUACUCAGGUGAUGUAGAAUUAUGCGGUCGAAAAGACACCAUGAGAAAGCUGAGAGGUUUUCGCAUCGAUAGCUCCCAUAUUGAAAACACAAUUAUAAGGAACUGUGCUAAUGUUACUGAUGCGACAGUGGCCGUGUUGACGGAUAGAAAGUACGGACAAGAACACGAUUAUCUAUGUGCAUUCAUUGUGAAGGCUUCCAAAACUGAGGAGGAGGCUGAACAGAAACGUUUUGUAAAGGACAAGGUUCGCGAAAUCCUUCCAUACUAUAUGGUCCCCGACUUCGUUGAAUUUGUUGAUAAAAUCCCCCUCUCGCAGAAUGGCAAGGUUGAUAGAAAACGGCUUCCAACAAUUCAAGAACUGUUAUUAAACAGAACUAUUAACAGUAAACCGAAGGAAGUCACUUACCAAAACAGAAAUGACUUGAAAGCGUUGUUCGCUGAAUCUUUAGGUGUUGAGUCUGAAUUAAUUGACGACGAUCUUACAUUUAUGGAACAAGGUGGGCACUCUUUGAUCCUGAUGAAAUUCUGCUCCCUUAUAAAUGAAAGGACGAAUCUUGAGAUAGGCAUUGUUGAAAUAUUUUCCUUUCCAUCGAUUACCCUUUUGUCAGAGAGAACAAUGACGACACACCAGAAAGUAUCUAUAAAACCACUUCUCAAUCAGACGGAGAGCUGUCAUAAGACCAAAGAUGACACUUGCGACAUCGCAAUUUGUGGAGUCGGACUUCGUCUUCCCAACGGGACUUGCUCUAUUACAGAGUUUUGGGAUCUGAUUGAAAACAAGAAACAUUUACUUUCUAGUUUUCCAAGCCAGAGAAAGAGCGAUGUCUUAGAUUGUUCAGAUCCGGUACUUUCGAACACUCUACGAGAGGCAGAAGAGUUCAAAGGCGCAUUCCUUGCUGAUAUUGACAAGUUCGACAACGAGGCAUUUUCUAUUUCGUCAACAGAAUCACAAUCAAUGGCCCCGGAGCAGAGAAUCUUCCUUGAAGUCGCAUCAGAGACACUAGCUCAAGGAACCGAUAUAUCAAAAAUUAAUGGCAGCAAUAUAGGAGUGUUCCUUAGUCAAACGGAGAUAGGUUAUGCCAGACUGAAUCACAAUGGUGAAGCAACUGCCAUAUCUGGAUUAAUGCCAGGUAUGAUUGCUACAAGAGUGGCUUACCACUAUAACUUAAAGGGACCAACCAUGUUAGUUGAUACAGCCUGCAGUUCUGGAAUAUCUGCUCUGAAAGCUGCUUGUAGUUCUAUAGAAACAGGCGAAUGUGAUGCAGCUCUUGUUGGCGGAAUGAAUAUUGUCCUGUAUCCAUCAAGAACAGGCGUGCAUGGAGACAACGGUAUACUCUCACCAGAUUUCGUGUGCAGGCCCUUUGAUAAAAAUGCCAAUGGUACAAGUGUCGGCGAAGGAGUAAUUUGCUUUUAUGUAGAACCACUUCAAAGAGCACUUGAACAAAAUAAACAUAUAUAUGGUGUCAUUAAGUCAAUUUGCACAAAUAGUGUCGGGAAAGGAAACGGUAUCACAGCCCCGACGGCACUAUCACAGGAAGCCGUUAUUCGCAGUGCACUGGAUAAAGCUAGCAUUUCGCCGAAUGAUGUAUCGUUCAUUGAAGCGCACGGAACUGGGACUGUACUUGGUGACAGUAUCGAAUUGACGGCUUUAUCAACAGUAUUCAGCAAGCACGAAUUGAAAUCGAAGGUUCCCAUUGGCUCUGUGAAAGGCAACUUGGGUCAUUUAGAUUACGCUGCUGGAUUUGCCAGUCUACUCAAGAUCAUUGCUGGUUUUAUGUUUAAAACAAUCCCUCCCUCUGUCAAUUUCAAAGACCCACACAAAGAACUUUUGGAUUCGGCAUUAUAUGUUCCUUCAAAGCCUGAACUGUGGCGAGAAUCAAAGAGUUUGAGAUAUGCUGGUCUCAGUGCGUUUGGACUGACAGGCACAAACACUCACAUGAUACUAUCAGAUGUAAUCCAGAUUGAUGCAAACCCAAUGCCUACGACAGCUGUACCUUUAUUACUAUGCGGUGCAACACAUGAGCAUGUAACAGCACAGGCUAUCGCAUAUAAAAAGCUGAUUCAACAGACAGUCGUGAAGCAUAAAAUCAACACGAUUCAAGGGAUUACAACUUCGAUAGCCGUUAAACUGAACCAGAUUCAAAAGAAUAGAUCACUUCAUAUAGAGCACCGUGUUGUUAUUCUGGAAACUGAUCCAGAAAAACUACUUCAAAUAUUAAACCUUGUCAGCAAAUGCGACGAUGGAUCAAAGGUUAGACAACUAGAGCAUCACUAUUUUAUACUUUCAUCAUGUCCUAAUUUACCAUGGGAUGGGGUAAACACGAAAAAUGACGUGGAUGCGGGAGUGGACGCAUUUUUGACAUCUUCGGUUGUCAACAUUUCCGCCUUGGUUGAUAACAGCAAAUUUAAUCCACUUUUUUGUGCGCCUGGAGUGGUACUUUCGAUUUUCAACUCAAAGCGUCACUGGAUACGACCUUGCUUGAACAGACCUCGGAGUCAUCUUGGUUUAAUAGACAUCUUAAAUGAGAAAGUUAGCAAAACACAAGAACUCGUCCGCACUCUAAAUCUGACACCAACUGAGGAUCUGCUGGAAUACGAAGCAAAGUUUUGUUGUUCAAUAAUUAUGAACUUACUGAAAGAGACCGAGCUGAAAGAAGUCAUAGAAAACCAGAAAGAAAUCACUCUUGAGGAGUCUUUUUCUAAGACGGGGAUGCUGGCGAAGUAUGACAAACUAUUUUUCAUCAUGAUCAGAGAACUUUUUAAUUUCAACUUGGUGAAGUCAAAUGGUACUGAUUCUGGGCGAUUAAACCUCGAUGUGUAUUCAUUCCGAUGCCGAGAUAUACAUCUGCCUUCCCCGAAAAAGAUUGCAGAAGAAGCCCUGGCUAAGCACCCACAGUGGGCGGACUGUUUCAAAUUCCCUCUCCACUGUUCUCAACAUUUAAAGCAAGUGUUAUGGGGCCACCUCAGUCCUUUAUCAGUGAUAUAUCCCCAAGGAGACCUGAACUUCAUGUACCAGUUUGACAAACUCGGGGAUCUUCUCGGGGAUGUUUACUACAACAUGUACAUGCAAAUCAUUGUGGAAUAUGCUGCCAGACUGUCUGCGAAGGGAAAGACGGUCCGGAUACUAGAGGUUGGGGCCGGAAUGGGUCACGUGACUCGACAGUUAUUGCUAAGCCUCUUCGAGUUACCGAAUAUAGAAUAUUGGUUCACAGACCUUGGGCGAGCGUUUGUCGAGAAUGCAAAAACCCUGUUUGAGAAGUACACGUCAAUGAUGAGAUUUUCUACAUUCGAUAUCACGAAAAAUGCCGUUAAACAAGGUAUUCUGGGAUCGUACGACAUCGUUAUCUCUUACAAUGUGAUACACACCACGGAGAGCGUUUAUCAAUCUGUCAAAAACCUCAAAACAUGUCUAGGCGAGGAUGGCGCGUUGUUUAUAAUUGAGAGCGCCAAGAACGAAACAUGGGCUACGCUUGCCUGGGGCAUUCUAGAUGGAUGGUGGUACUUCAAGGAUUACGACUUGCGACCCUAUGAACCGAUGUUGGAGCCCGAGAAAUGGGAAGAAGUUUUGAAGAAAUCCGGUUUUCGUUCCGUUCACUCUUGUCCUAUGGAUGCAGAAGAAAGAAAGCAUGUUGAGAAGUUUUUAUUCGUCUGUACAAACAAACCCAAACAUGCAGAAUUUAUUCCAGCACCGACGGAUGGUUGGUGGAAAUCUAUUGAUUUGACUGCUCGUCGACAUGCAGACUUCGACACUGAUUUCUCCGGAAGUGAUGAAAGCGGUUUAGGGGAUGAUGUGAAGUUGUCGAAAUCAGCUGUCAAAACCGAGUUGAAGAGAAUCUGGUGCGAGUUGUUAGAUAUGAACCAUAUAAACGACGAGGAAGAUUUCAAUGCAUUGGGUGGUGAAUCUCUACUGGCUAUACAAAUGAUCACAAUGGUGCGGAAACGAAUCGGCUUUCAGCUCGAGAUAGCCGACACUUUCUGUUAUACCUCUCUAGGAAGUCUCGGGGAGUAUAUAUCAGACCAAUUAGAACCUGAGGCGAGCGAGAGAUCAAAUAAUGAAUCAUCCACAAGCAGCAGUGAGAGCGAAAUGCCGACUAAGACAGCCUUCCAAACACAUGAACAGCAAGCUGAUAAAGUCGGUUUAAAAUGUUUGCUUAUGUUCCCCGGACAGGGCUCUCAGAAAGUCGGCAUGUGCAGAUCGAUGAAAGACAGUGAACCGGCUAAACGAAUCUUCAGUAUCGCAGAGGGUAUACUUGGUUACAAUAUACUUGACAUUUGUACAGGUCCUGAAGACAUUCUAAAAGAGAGACUAUUGUCGACAGAGUUCGUGCAAGUUGCUUUGUUUGUAAGCUGUUUGGCCAAGAUUUCUCAACUACAGUUUGAACAUUCAGAAGUGACAAGGGCUGUCACGCAUGUUGCCGGAUUGAGCGUCGGAGAGUUUGCAGCCUUGGUUUAUGCAAAGGUACUUCGAUUCGAAGAUGCUCUCGUACUUGUACAGCGUCGGGGAAUGGCGAUGGAGAAGGAGGUAUUAAAGGCUUCGACAGCGAUGGCGAGUGUCCUUGGACCACCAAAAGGUGCGCUUGAGUUGUUCCUUAAAGAAUAUGUCCCUGCGGCCGUGAUUUCCACAUGCCUUGCUGAUAAUCAACACACUGUGGCGGGGACACAAGCCGAUGUUGAACGUCUGAUACGUUUGAUGUCGUCUGCUGAAAACGAUUUAUCCGUUAUCGACGUACGUAGACUUCAAGUCGCGGGCGCCUUCCAUUCAUCCUAUAUGAGCGAUGCUGAAAACGAGAUAAAACACUUGAUAGACGAGUGCGAGUUCAGAAAACCCGAAGUUCCCAUUAUAAUGAAUGUGACUGGGCAGCUGUGUGAUGAUCCAAGGGAGAUAAAAAUAUUGAUAUCUCGUCAAAUUGUCGAGACUGUACAGUGGAAGGACUCCAUGAUUACGGCGUAUGAAGAAGGGGUUCGACGAUUCAUCGAGGUAGCUCCGGCUCGCGUUCUGUCAUCCAUUGUCCGAGCAAGGAUUGGAAAAUGCAAAGGCUGCUCGAGUGAACUUAUUAACAUUUAAUCACGUGUGAUAUGAUGUAAUUAUUUCAGUAACAAUAAAUAAAGACUUAAGUUUCAAUAUUUCGCAAAAAAAAAAAUGUGAAAGAAGACGAUAUAACGCGAAAUAUUUCUUUUUAUAAACACUUAAGCAUUUCCUGAAUUUAGAAGAUGUAGAUAUUUUUUAUUUGUUUGUUAUUCUUGAAAUAGUAUAAAAGCCCGAAAUAUUGAAACAUAUGUAUUAAGUUAAUGAUACUUAUGUAAUAAUCACCUUGGAAAAAAUCAACAACAAUUGUAAUUAUUUGACUAGUCCAAUUCCAAAGCAUCGUUAAUUUAAAACAAUGAUGCUUAAAAAUAUAGGAUAAAGCAAGUUAAAUGCAUGAACAAUAAAGGUAUGCUGACCAUGCUAUAUACUGGACCAAAGCGUGUUUAUAAUAAUUGUUCGAUGGCUUACCUACCUAUAUCAGUAUAUUAUCAGCCGAUACAUUCACCGUUUGAAACAGUGACAUUAUCACUUCCUGUAACGGAAAUUUGUAAAUGUCAGUCAACUUAUGUUUAUUUCGUUCUGGCUUUGGUAUAUCCUCAAACUAUAAAAAGUUUUUUUUUACAUAUUUAAUGAAAAUAAAUUCGUAAACUUCAUUUCGUCUGAAUGCUUUUUGCAAAUUCGAGAUUAACUUAUGUCAGGAAUAUACUUAAACACUAUUUCUUUCGAAAGCCCUUUGAGAAUUACAUAAUCUACCAAGUAUUCUUUACAGCGGUAAAAAGUAUAUCACGUGAUCUGUCAAAUUUAGGGUUCAUCAGAUGAUAGCGAAUUUUAAUUUGGCUGACACUAAACACAUUUAUACAAGGAACAGAACAUGUGUUUGUUUCGAUGUCAGAUCGAAAUGUAUUUCAUCUCGUGACCUCGUGAAAAUAUUAGCUCUAGAGAUCACUCGAUGAAAUAUAUUUGGAUCCUACACCUAAACAAAACAUGUAGUCUCUAUGUAUCAUAUGAUCGGUCUCUAAACAAAACAUGUAGUCUCUAUGUAUCAUAUUAUCGAUCUCUUAACAAAACAUGUAGUCUCUAUGUAUCAUAAGAUCGAUCUCUUAACAAAACAUGUAGUCUCUAUGUAUCAUAUGAUCGAUCUCUUAACAAAACAUGUAGUCUCUAUGUAUCAUAUGAUCGGUCUGUAAACAAAACAUGUAGUCUCUAUGUAUCAUAUGAUCGGUAUGUAAACAAAGUAUGUAGUCUCUAUGUAUCAUAUGAUCGGUCUGUAAACAAAACAUGUAGUCUCUAUGUAUCAUAUGAUCGGUCUCUAAACAAACCAUGUAGUCUCUAUGUAUCAUAUGAUCGAUCUCUUAACAAAACAUGUAGUCUCUAUGUAUCAUAUGAUCGAUCUCCUAACAAAACAUAUAGUCUCUAUGUUUCAUAUGAUCGGUAUCUAAACAAAACAUGUAGUCUCUAUGUAUCAUAUGAUCGGUCUCUUAACAAAACAUGUAGUCUCUAUGUAUCAUAUGAUCGGUCUCUAAACAAAAUAUGUUGUCUCUAUGUAUCAUAUGAUCGAUCUCUUAACAAAACAUGUAGUCUCUAUGUAUCAUAUGAUCGGUCUCUUAACAAAACAUGUAGUCUCUAUGUAUCAUAUUAUCGGUCUCUAAACAAAACAUGAAGUCUCUAUGUAUCAUAUGAUCGUUUUCUAAACAAAACAUGUAGUCUCUAUGUAUCAUAUCAUCGGUCUCUAAACAAAACAUGUAGUCUCUAUGUAUCAUAUGAUCGGUCUCUAAACAAAAUAUGUAGUCUCUAUGUAUCAUAUGAUCGAUCUCUUAACAAAACAUGUAGUCUCUAUGUAUCAUAUGAUCGGUCUCUUAACAAAACAUGUAGUCUCUAUGUAUCAUAUUAUCGGUCUCUAAACAAAACAUGUAGUCUCUAUGUAUCAUAUGAUCGGUCUCUUAACAAAACAUGUAGUCUCUAUGUAUCAUAUGAUCGGUCUCUAAACAAAACAUGUAGUCUCUAUGUAUCAUAUGAUCGGUCUCUUAACAAAACAUGUAGUCUCUAUGUAUCAUAUGAUCGGUCUCUUUCUUAAAGGGCGUAACGUAAACUGGAGUUACGUCCUGGUCGAUCGAGAUCGAUGAUAUGCACAUUCAUAAUGUGACAAUGUUACUCAUUCAAUUUGCAUUCAAAUAACUUGUUAUCUUUAAUACGAUUCGAAUUUACUCAAAGUAUUAAAUUGAAAUUUGUGCUUAUUGAAAUCAUCAGCAUGUUACAUUUUUUUUAAUGGAAAUUUAUAAUUUAAUCUUGAAAUUGAGUAGAAAUCAGAGUGACAAAGAGAAUUAUUAAAUUGUUUGUUGCAAGUAAUUUUUCCGUUUGUCACGAUGAUUUCUUAAGUAUUUUAAUACAGAUGUGUUAAAACGAGUAUGUCGUUGGUCUCGAUCGAAAAGGACGUAACGUCAACUUGUGAGAAGCUGACAUUGAGUCCUUUUCGGUUGACACCGAGCAUUUAGGAAUAAAAGGUUAAUUUAUAAACGAAACCCUCUCACUUGCAUACUACCACGUGUAUAGUUUAACAAUAUGUGUAGCGUAUUACCUUAUUGACCAAUGUAAUCACGUGUAUAGUUUUACAAUAUGUGUAGCGUAUUACCUUAUUGACCAAUGUAUUCACGUUUAUAGUUUUACAAUAUGUGUAGCGUAUUACCUUUUUUACCAAUGUAUUCACGUGUAUAGUUUUACAAUAUGUGUAGCGUAUUACCUUAAUGACCAAUGUAUUCACGUGUAUAGUUUUACAAUAUGUGUAGCGUAUUACCUUAUUGACCAAUGUAUUCACGUGUAUAGUUUUACAAUAUGUGUAGCGUAUUACCUUAUUGACCAAUGUAUUCACGUUUAUAGUUUUACAAUAUGUGUAGCGUAUUACCUUAUUUACCAAUGUAUUCACGUGUAUAGUUUUACAAUAUGUGUAGCGGAUUACCUUAUUGACCAAUGUAUUCACGUGUAUAGUUUUACAAUAUGUGUAGCGUAUUACAAUUACAAUUACUGACAUUAAUUUUUAGAUAAUUAGAUAAAGAAUGACAUUCUUGACAAUUGACUGUACACAUUGCUGUUCUGCAUUUAGUUUUGUGGUAUACAAUUAUGUAUUAAGUGCAACUUGAUUUGUAUCAAAUUAAAUAGUUUUCAGUGAAAUAAACUCCAUUUUCCUUCAUAAGAACUUGCACAAUUGUUAAUAUGUUAAAAUUAUUUCUGGUGGACUGGGGUUUUACAAAGGAAUUCCAUAAAAGAAGUUAUUUCAAACUAUUUUUCCCAAUUGUUGUACAAAUAUAACAUUGUAAAUUUAAUUUAUGAUUAUUAUACCACUCCAAUCAAAGUUUGACAGGGAGUAUAUUUGAGUCACUCUAGUGGUGGUUUGUUUCUUUGUCUAUCCAGAUGAAAUGUUACAAGUUUGUGUAGGGAACUUCUCCAUUCAUGAACUGAUUGAAUUGAAACUUGAAGUAUGUAAUAAUCAAGUAGAUGAGAAAGACUUGUUAAUGCCCAGUUCUCCUGUGUUGGCAGAAGCAGAAAAUGUUCUCCAUUUGUAGAGGAUACUACUUCCACUUUUCUCAAGCUAUUUAAUGUAAACUUGAAAAAUGUUAUUAUAUUGUAGUGUUGAUUUAAUGUAAACUUGAAAAAUGUUAUUAUAUUGUAGUGUCGAUUUAAUAUAAACUUGAAAAAUGUUAUUAUAUUGUAGUGUCAAUAUGAAGGACACUUUUUUAUGCCCAUUUAUCCACACUCCCAUGAGAAAUAUUCCAGUGAACUUGUUUUAUAGCAAAAGCAUAACAUGUAUUUUUAACUUAGAUGUGCUUAUUUUAUUAGAUAUCUAUAUGUUUAUUUUGCAGUGCCAUAUUUUGUAUGUGUAUAUAUAUCCUUCUUGAAAAACAACAACAUAUUUUUUGUCAUCCAAAUAAAAUUCAAUUCGAAGUGAAGAGUGAUUUAGAAGCGCCUGUUUUAUUAUAAAAUAAAACACAAGCCACUUCACCAUAACAAAAACAUGUUAGUGUAUAUGAAAAUAUUUUCUUGUGAAUUUAUAGAUUUGUUAUGUGUAUAUAUAUAUAUAUAUAUAUAUAUAUAUAUAUAUAUAUAUAUAUAUAUAUAUAUAUAUAUAUAUAUAUAUAUAUAUAUAUAUUGCAUUUAAUGUUCUUUUCAUGCAAACAAGAUAUGGUCCCCAUACUACUGCAUUGAAUGUGCAUUAAAUUUAUUUUUUGAGAGGGAUUAUUAAAUUAUUGUCCUUGUAUAAUAGUGUAAGAAAUGUCUGUAAGACAGAGUAACCUAGUUAAAUGUCUUUUGUAAUGAAUGUUGUAUUUAAUUAGUAAAUGAAAAACUUUGUAAAUUAUAAUUGUAACAAUAAUAUAACAAUUAUUGUAACCAUAACAGGACUUUCAUUAUAUAAGAGAUAUGAGUGAAAAGUUCAAUAAAACUAAAGUGUUUCUUAAUCUGAAUGAAAAUCUUUUGGGAAUGAGAUAGCUCACCUUAGCACAAUUAUAUCAUGAUGAGCUUUUGUCAUUGCCUGUGUCUAUUGUUCUUCAUAAGUUGUCAGUUGUAUGAAGUCAACAAUUACCUUGUGAAUACUUAAAAGGCCAAUUUUUUUGCCCAAUCUUCAUGAGACUUGGUCCAAACAUUUUUCCCAAGGCUGGUUGAUAACAUUGUUUAUAUAGUCUUGUAUUGCAAAAAGAUUUUGUAAAUUAAGUUCUGUGUAGCUGCACUUCCCAUUGGUAUUUUUUCUGGUAUGUAAUUUUUGUUCUCAUUGUGCCUCUGGGGACUAUACCCUGACACAUUGUUAAUAACAAAAGCAAAAUUACAAAAUUUGUAUCCUCAAAAGUAUUUCACAAAAGAGCCAUCCAGCGCCAUCUUUUUAGCUCACCUGAGCACAAUGUGCUCAUGUUGAGCUUUUUUGAUCGCCUUUUGUCCGUCUUCCGUUGUCCGGUGUCCGUCUUGCGAUGUCAACAUUUGCCUUGUUCACUCUCUACAGGCCACAUUUAUUGUCCAAUCUUCAUGAAAUUUGGUCAGAAGAUUGGUUUCAAUGAUAUCUUGGAUGAGUUCGAAAAUGGUGACGUUUGCUUGAAAAACAUGGCUGCCAAGGGGUGGGGCAUUUUUCCUUAUAUGGCUAUAUAUGGCUAUAGCAAAAUCUUGUUAACACUCUAGAGGCAAAAUUUAUUGUCCACCCUCAUAAAACUUGGUCAGCAGAUUCAUCCCAAUAAUAUCUUGGAUGAGUUCGAAAAUGAUGUCGGUUGGUUGAAAGGGGCGGGGCUUUUUUCCUUAUAUGGCUAUAUAUGACUAUAGUAAAAUCUUGUUAACACUCUAGAGGCCACAUUUAUUGUUGAAUCUUCAUGAAACUUGGUCAGAAGAUUAAUCCCAAUAAUAUCUUGGACGAGUUCUUCGAAAAUAAUGCUGGUUGGUAGAAAACAUAGUCGCCAAUGGGCGGGGCAUUUUUCCUUAUAUGGCUACAUAAGGCUAUAGUAGAAUCUUGUUAACACUUUAGAGACCACAUUUAUAGUCUGAUCUUCAUGAAACUCGGUCAGAAGAUUCAUCCCAAUAAUAUCUUGAAAGAUUCAAAAAUGAUGCCGGUUGGUUGAAAAACAUGGCCACUAUGGGGGCGGGGCUAUUUUCCUUAUAUGGCUAUAGUAAAACCUUGUUAACACUCUAGAGGUCACAUUUAUUUACCGAUCAUCAUGAAACUUGGUCAGAAGAUUUGUCCCACUGAUAUCUUGGAUGAGUUCAGACAAUGGUUUUGGUUGCUUUAAAAACAUGGCCACCAGGGGUGGGGCAUUUUUCCAUAUAUUGCUAUAUUUGGCUAUAGUAAAACCUUGUUAACACUCUAGAGGCCACAUUUAUUGUCCAAUCUUCAUGAAAUUGGUCUGAAGAUUGGUCUCAAUGAUAUCUUGGAUGAGUUUGAAAAUAAUUAUGUUUGCUUGAAAAAAAUGGCUUCCAAGGGGCGGGGCAUUUUUCCUUAUAUGGCUAUAGUAAAAUCUUGUUAACACUCUAGAGGCCACAUUUACUGUCCCAUCUUCAUGAAACUUGGUCAGAAGAUUCAUCUGGAUAAUAUUUUGGAAGAGUUCAAAAAUGAUGCUGGUUGGUUGAAAAACAUGGCUGCCAGGGGGCGGGGCAUUUUUCCUAAUAUGGCUAUAGUAAAACCUUGUUAACACUCUAGAGGCCACAUUUAUUUUCCGAUCUUCGUGAAACUUGGUCUGAAGAUUUAUCCCAAUAAUAUCUUGUUAUCUCAGGUGAGCGACUUUGGGCCUUUCAGGCGCUCUUGUUUACUUUUGUUAAUGAAAGUCCUGUUCAUUUGUUUAUUUAUAGGCAACAUCAGUGAAAUAUUUGUAUAACAUCACAGACAUAUUGUUUUUAGAAUAUUGCUUGUGACAACAUUGAUUUGUUUAUAUGAACACUCAAGAGUUAACAUUUGUAAAGCAAAAACAAACGUCUGUUAAAGAACAACAACUUAAAACUAAUAUGUUGAUGUUACCUAUUGUCAACCAAUAAUAUAUUGACAAUUGAUUUUGUUGUUAUGCAGUUUUGUGUAUUUAACUUUUCUAUGUAUGGAUGUUGAAAUAAAAUUUCUUGAAAAAGUAUAA